This is a messenger RNA of Myiozetetes cayanensis, 1122 nucleotides long. RefSeq names its product mitochondrial ribosomal protein L1 (gene MRPL1). The transcript has 9 exons. The coding region runs from base 16 to 1020 and encodes 334 amino acids. NCBI's taxonomy places the organism in Eukaryota, Metazoa, Chordata, Aves, Passeriformes, Tyrannidae. The record is from RefSeq and is a predicted model, not a curated record.
CGGCUGCUCGGCAAGAUGGCGGCGCCCAGCGCCCGCUGCCUGUGGAGAGCACUGGCCCCGCGGCACGGGUGGGCCCGCGCCGGGCUGGAGCAGCGCCUCGCCGCCCCCGCCGCGGUGAGCGGCGAGACCGCCCGGUCCUUCGCGGCGGCAGCCAAGCAGUCCAAAAAAGGUGCUCAGAGGACCAAGCAGGAGAAAGCCAAGGACAAGCCCUCCCCCCGGAGGCGGCCGCUGAUGACCAAGCCCGUGGACGACGUGUACCUGACGUGGCUCUACCGGCGCCCCUUCUACGACCUGGAGCAGGCCGUGGGCAUGCUGAAGAAAUUCCAGCAGCUGGACUUCACUUACCCCGGGCAGUUUGUCUAUAUCAACGUGUUCCUGGAUAUGGCCCUGAAGAAGAAAAAGCUGGAUCCUUUCUCGGGCGCCGUCGUCCUUCCCCAUCGCUUCACAGAUGAAGUGAAUAAGGUCUUGGUUUUCACAGAGAAUGAGCAAGAAGCUGAAAUAGCUCGGGAGAGUGGAGCUGAUAUCGUGGGGGGACUUGAAUUAGUCAAAUGGAUCUUGGAGGAUGAAAUCCAAGCAGAUUUCUACGUGGCUGUUCCUGCCAUAAUAUCCAAGCUAAUACCACUGAGGAACAAACUGAAACGGAAAUUCCCGAGCACCAGAAGAAAUUCCCUGGGCACUGAUAUCCCCAAAAUGGUGCAGCUCUUCAGAGAAUGUCACGAGUACGCCGUGCGAGACGAGCAUAUAAUCGAGACAAGGAUAGCCAGGCUGGAUAUGCCUACGGAGCACAUAAUUGCCAAUCUAAAGACGAUUAUCCACGAUAUCUGCACCUUCAAGCCACCACCCUAUGAUCCCAUUGUGCAGAGGUUGGUGAUCAGAUCUUCAACCAGUGAAGGUUUGCAAGUGAACCUCGAUGGGAUUCUACCUCAGGUGGAGAAAGCAGAAGAAAAGGAAGAAGAAGAAAAAAGCGCCGAUGAUGAGGAUGAAGCAGAAAAGCCUGUCCAAGAACCCGUUAGUACCUGAGGUCUCUCCUUGUAGAUCUGACGGUCAAGCUGGGGAAGCAGAGGGUGUCAUUCAAAUCAUGCUCUGUGGAAACAAAAAAAUAAAUGGAACUCGUGAAUGUCA